AUGCCCCCGUGCCCGCUCUGCUGGUUUUUGGCUAAGGAAUGUCUUUCCGACCUCCCAACAGUGGCGGCUAUGGCGUCUACUACACGGAAUAUGGCUUCAAAGACAACCUCCGGGCCAUCCCUGCAAGAAGCACAGCGCUUGCACUUGCUGGAGUCACCAUGGAUUGGCAUAUCCCUCCGUGAGAGCACAGACCGAAUCCAUGGGAAACACCUCAUACUCUACGCUACUUUUUUCAGAGGCACUGCUGUGGUGAAUGAGUUUCUUACGCUCAUCACUAUUGACUGCACUGAUGCCGCCUCUCUUACGUCUGCUGUGGUGCAGUACUUGACGGGAAUUGGACUAGAUCUAAAAAAAAUCACAGGGAUUUCAACGGACGGCGCCAAUGUCAUGGUGGGGAAGAACAACGGUAUAGUCGCCUACAUCACACUCGUGGCGCGCCUCGUGCAGCACACAAUAAUGCGAUUGAAGAACCGGUACCUCAACAUGCAACCAGAUCAUCAUUUCGGCAGCGGGGAGAAGAUGACACUGAAGGAGUUCAUUCAGCGCCAUCAAAAGAUGAACAAGCGGGAGAUGCGGGCAGAGGGAGUGGACAGUAACGGCAACCCCGUGUCCUUCACCUACACGCUGCAUGAGAAGGAACUAGAAGGGCAAGAGACGGACGGCGAUGUUACGGCGUGUUACGAGCUCUCAUUGAAGUUCGCCCGUGCUGUCGACAAGGAGCUAAAGUGGCACAUGAGGGACCUGGAGCAUCUCGAGGGGACGAGCUGUUUUGCUUUGCCUCCUACGUACGAGACGAUGCAAGAUGAGUAG
Molecule: messenger RNA, 810 nt
Organism: Closterium sp. Yama58-4
Lineage: Eukaryota; Viridiplantae; Streptophyta; Zygnematophyceae; Desmidiales; Closteriaceae
Source: the annotation of a GenBank genome assembly